Psilocybe cubensis is the source of this 1239-nucleotide messenger RNA. RefSeq lists its product as uncharacterized. The record is from RefSeq and is a predicted model, not a curated record. Bases 1 to 1239 code for a protein of 412 amino acids. The transcript is spliced from 6 exons. Lineage: Eukaryota; Fungi; Basidiomycota; Agaricomycetes; Agaricales; Agrocybaceae.
AUGAUCUUGCAGGAUAGUUAUAACCAAGAAUCUAGAGCCCACGAAGAUGAGACUGCAGAUGACGAUACUGCAACAGCUGUCGAUGAAACCGAUCAGGAGGAAAUUGUCACUGAACCAAUGUGGCUUGCGGAGCACGGUCCUAUUGCUCUGAAGGUAUACAAAGACGUGUGGACAGAGUUUUAUGAGUUUGAAACUCAAUACUGCAAAUCUGUAUUGAAAAAUUUGUCUAGAGGCGGACCUGGUAGACACAAACAGGAUCCUCCUGCAAUCUCGGCACCGAUCUAUGUCCCGUCGAACUCAAACUACACCUGCCAAAUCGUUGACUUAAGCGAUGACGGACACACAAUGCACGUUACAACGCGGCCAAUGGACCCCACUGUGCUGGACGACUCAAAUUUUACAAUUCCCGAACCCUAUCCCAAAUAUACGACAUGCACACCGUUAUCGCAUAACGUCCGCCUUUUGAACCCGGAUAUGGACACUCGCGCACCGUUUUUGCCCUACGCAGACGAACCAGAGUUCCUUAAAAGGUUUCCUGACUACCUCGAUGACUUUGAUGUGUUUGCUUGGCAGGUUGAUCUUGACGAUCCAGAUCGUGAGAUGAUUGAGGUUGAAGCCGCUCGGCGUCUAUACAUGGACCACGGAUACUCGUAUGAGGAGAUAGAUAAAUUUGGCAUGUUCAAACAUGCAAUGUUGGUGAAAAGCAAGGAGAGCUUGGUCUGGCAUGCUUCUCACCGCGACCCGUUCCGAUGGCCAGGCGGCACGAGCACUCUUGUACCUUCCCAAGAUAGAGAUGCUAGCGACAAAGACAGCUCUUCUUCUUUGUCACACGACGGCUCAGACAAUGCCCUGGGUGAUCAAAGUACCUCAAAGAUCUUCCCUGAAAACACCAUCAAUCACAGCGCGACAUUCUAUGACGAAGUAGUUCGUGACAAACCUCAACCCAUUGUUCCGCCCAAGGCCACUGUAAAGGGAUCGAAGAUGCUUCAAGGAAAAGGUAAAGCAUGUGGUGUCAACUGCUUCAAAACUGUCAAUAUCCUGAGCGCAGACCAGAUGUACAUUGAGCGAAUUAAUAUUCUCCCGGAUGAUGAUAUCAAACCAGAGAGAGAUUCAGAGCCUCGUCCAACCUUCGCGUUUGAUCUGGACCAUGUUCGCAUCAAGGUCCCUGCAAUCGUCUCAGUAACUGUGUUUGCUUCCGAAAUAGGGAACGGUGCCAAAGAUCAUGCCGCUGCUCAUUGA